UCAAAUUAAAUCAAUAUCUGUGAGUGUUGUAAAAUAUAUUACUUUGUUUAUUUUAUAUUGAUAGUUUUUUAAAUAAUAAUAGAAAGAAUUAUAUAUAAUAAUUUACUUCUAAACUAUUGGAUUGAAUCCUUGUGGAAAUUGCAUCAAGUGAUCUUCAUGGUACCGGACCAAGUUUCUAGUAAAGAUUGAUUCCUCGGAGUUUAUUAAGUAUUCCCAUCCUCUUUCUUUAUAAGCUGGUCCAAGUCUGUCAAAUGUCGUUAUCACUUGAACAUCCCGUACCAAGAGCACUUUCACGUGCAAUAACUUUGGCCACUGCCGUGAAGGCUUCGGACGUGAGCGGCCCAAGACUAUUUCGCUUAUUGUCGUCGCCGGAUUUCUGACUGGCGCUGACGAUGCGCUCACCGAGAGUCAAAAGCUGCACGCUUCCAUGGCGCGCGGAAGACCGUUGUCAGCGAUCAGAAGUCGUCUCAGUGCCCACGCCAUGUGAGCUGAACGAACACAGUGCAGCGAGCUGAACCAAAUUGGUUGUGCCUCGUGACGAUGGCCGCAUUCGCCAAUCCCUCGCGCGUGAAUUUGCGGGCGGGCGGGCGGGUGGUGUUCAGACAUCGACAUAGGCUCGAACGAGGAGGAGGAGGAGGAGGAGCUCGAGCGGCAACAUGUCUCCGGCUGCCAUUUCGGACCCGAAGUGGACGACUGUGUCAAGGCGCUUGGUGAAGCCCGACGUGGGGAGGGAUCCGGAAUGCAUGGAGCUCACGCCGCUCGACUUCUUGUUCACAGAUCUCUUCUCGUCGUAUCUGUUCCUGUACAAACGCGGAUCCGAGGGCGCGGAAAUCGGCGCGCUGGACGUUGACGGGCUGAUUCGAUCUUUGAGUAAAACGCUGGUUCAUUUCUACCCGCUGGCAGGACGCCUGAUCAAGAACCCCGAAGACGGCUCCGUGCGCCUGCACUGCAACGAUGCCGGCGCCGUGUGGAUUCACAAACGCUACGAUGGACUUUUAUCGGACGUCCUCGACGAAUCCAACUUUCAGCCCGAUGAGCGUUUCUCUGGCCUCGCAGACACGAUUCCUCGCGACCAGGAGGUCUACGAUCCAUCGGGACGGCCUGCGCUCAUCGUCCAGGUGGCGGAGUUUCAGUGCGGGACGACAGUUCUGAGCCCGAGCUGGAGUCACAUGGUGGCAGAUGGCUUCUCGGCGCUCCACUUUCUCAAGUCGUGGGCGGAAAUCAGCAGAGGCGAGUCGAUUUCACUGGUUCCCAAUCACAAUCGCUCGCUCCUGGCGGUCAAAAAAGCUUGCAAGCCCGCAGAGGACUGCAGCAGCCUCCGAUCGCUCAACCUCACGCCGCAGACGGCCUGCAGAAAAUUGGCGUACAGCAAGCGCAGAAUCGAGGAGCUCAAGGCCGAAGCGCGAGGCGAUGGCGAUGGCGGCGCGCGCCUCUCGACCGCGAGCUGCUUCCUGGGCCACCUUUGGCGCGAGACGCUGCGGGCCCACGACGACCUCGAGCCGAGCCGUAGGUCGCAGGUCAUAAUCCUCGUCGACUGCCGGUCGCGGAUCCAAGACUUUCCGGCGGGCUUCUUCGGCAACUGCCUGGCCAUGGCGUCGGUCGGCGCCAACGUCGGCGACCUCCUCUCGAAGCCGCUGCAGUUCGCGGCCUCGGCCGUCCACGAGGCGAUGCGCACCGUCGAUGAGGACACCAUCGGACAAUUGAUCGCUUCGCUGUUCCGCGACCCUCUCUGUCUGCUCGCAGAGCCGUUCGAUACGACCCACACGUUGUCCUGCUCGUGGAUGAUGCGCUUCCCGUUCUACGAGCUGGACUUCGGGUCCGGCAUCCCGACCAACAUCCUGCGCAACAUCCCCAGCCGGACCAUUGUCGAGAUGUUCUACGUGUUCCCCCGGUCGCCCGCUUCUUCCGGUCCGGGCGACCUGGUCCUUGUCGCCGAAGGUGACGGAAGAAUCUUGUCGAAAUUCGGCGACGACCAAUGAGCGGCUGGCGGAGACGGUUACUCCCGGUCAGAACUUGGCCCAUAAACUCUCCCCGUAUUUUUCUGGCUGCGUAGACCACUUUGUUGAGUACACGUGGCUGUUCGACACCACUUGAUGACCUCUUGCGUAACUCUGUACUGUGAAGCGAGCCUUCGGUUGAAGGGUCUGGUCUUCGGUACUUUCUUUUGGCGCCCUUGGGCCAUUCUUUUCAUUGAAUAUCAUGACCACAGUCGGAUUCAAUGACUGUGGAAAUCUUUGAUCGGAUCUGAUUUCUCAACGUUCAUUAUAAUGAC
Molecule: messenger RNA, 2272 nt
Organism: Marchantia polymorpha subsp. ruderalis
Lineage: Eukaryota; Viridiplantae; Streptophyta; Marchantiopsida; Marchantiales; Marchantiaceae
Source: the annotation of a GenBank genome assembly